GGUCUGGCUUGCGCGUGGUUGUGCGAGGGCACCAGUCGCCCCGAGGCUCCAGGCCAAGUCCGGGCGGAGCGAGGGAGCAGAGACUGCUCCGAGCCCCCCGGGAACAGCGAUUCAGCGCGGGGUGCCCCGCAGCAGGCUGGGGACGCUGAGGGGCGGCAGCAGGUCCUGCGGCCAGAGGGGUGGGCUGGCACCAAGGAUUCGGCUGCGAAGUGCCACCCAGGUGACCUCUGGGGAAAGGCCUCGCGGACAAGGGAGGUGGACAGGGUAGGUGGUCCUUACCCCAACUCAGAGAUGCGACAGGCUGUCCGCGUGGAUGCUGCAAUGGAGAGCUCUCUGGCGGGUCGUGUCAAGGGUGAACCCUUCCACACGGUCACGCCCAUGCUGGAGAGCUGGGCCCUGUCCCAGGUGGCGGGCAUGACUGUCUUCCUCAAGUGUGAGAAUAUGCAGCCAACCGGCUCCUUCAAGAUCCGGGGCAUUGGGCAUUUCUGCCAGGAGAUGGCCAAGAAGGGAUGCAGACACUUCGUGUGCCCCUCAGGGGGGAACGCGGGCAUCGCCGCUGCUUAUGCCGCUCGGAAGCUGGGCAUCCCUGCCACCAUCGUGCUCCCCGAGAGCACCGCCCUGCGGGUGGUGAGGAGGCUGCAGGGGGAGCAGGCGGAGGUUCAGCUGUUUGGGAAGGUCUGGGACAAGGCCAAUCUGAAGGCGCAAGAGUUGGCCCAGAGGGACGGCUGGGUGAACGUCUCCCCGUUCGACCACCCCCUGAUAUGGGAAGGCAACGCCAGCCUGGUGCAGGAGCUGAAGGCAGCCCUGGGGACCCCGCCGGGCGCCGUGGUGCUGGCAGUGGGGGGUGGGGGACUCCUGGCCGGGGUGGUGGCCGGCCUGGUGGAGGUGGGCUGGCAGCACGUGCCCAUCAUCGCCAUGGAGACCCGCGGGGCGCACAGUUUCAACGCAGCUGUCAAGGCGGGCAGGCUGGUGACAUUGCCGGACAUCACCAGGUGGGCGCGGGCUGGGGACAUUUGUGAGGGCCUGGAGGGUGGGAGUGUCGCUGCCCUAGGGCCUCCCAGUCCCAGCCAGUGGGGGCAAGGGGUACCCGAAAGGCUCUGCUUGGCCCUGGGACUCCAACCACGGUGACGCGGACCUAGGUUAGAAGGCAACGCUGAAAAGCAGGAGAAGAGUGGAUUCAUUUAAACCUCAUCAAUUAAUGAGACGAGGCUUCAUUGCCUGCGUCAUUAUAAAAGCAAUUUAAGUGUGUUGCAGAUAAGUUAGAAAAUGUAGACAAGCAGUGAGCAACAGAAAACAAAAUGUCACCUUCAUUCCACCGUCCAAGAUGAACACUACUCAGACGGAGCUGCCCUUUUCUGUCUUUUCUUUUUUGGUU
Molecule: messenger RNA, 1375 nt
Organism: Propithecus coquereli (Coquerel's sifaka)
Lineage: Eukaryota; Metazoa; Chordata; Mammalia; Primates; Indriidae
Gene: SDSL
Product: serine dehydratase-like
Exons: 6
Coding region: 292-1128 (278 amino acids)
Biological process (GO): L-serine catabolic process; L-threonine catabolic process
Molecular function (GO): threonine deaminase activity; L-serine ammonia-lyase activity; pyridoxal phosphate binding
Source: RefSeq, a predicted model, not a curated record